Sclerotinia borealis F-4128 is the source of this 765-nucleotide messenger RNA. Lineage: Eukaryota; Fungi; Ascomycota; Leotiomycetes; Helotiales; Sclerotiniaceae. The record is from the annotation of a GenBank genome assembly.
AUGACGGAGCUCUACACUGAUGAUACUCCAGCAGCAGUUAAGAAUGCCACGGGACUCCAUUUGAUCACCGAAUCGACACCCAACGGAAAGAAGGUGCAAAUUUUGCUUGAAGAACUCAGGGAUGCAUAUGGCACUGAGUGGACAACUAGCUUGAUUGAUCUAGAAACAGAUGAGCAGAAGGAAGACUGGUUCCUACAUCUCAACCCCAACGGACGAAUUCCAAUCCUGAUAGACAAUACAGUGACGCCACCCUUUCCCAUCAUGGAAUCAUCUGCAGAACUUCUAUAUCUCUCGGAUAUGUUUGAUAAAAAUAACAUGUUCGGAUUUGAUAAUAAGCGCGAGCAAAGCGAUGCAAUACAAUGGCUUCUUUUCUGGCAAGCAUCGGGCCAGCCAAAUCAAGGACAGAACAACCAUUUCAGCAAAUCCGCACCAGAAAAGAUCCCCUAUGCCAUUUCACGCUUUAGAACCGAGACUUUGCGCAUCUAUAAUGUAUUUGAACUCCGCCUCUCCGGACUUUAUACUGGCAUACCACGAGAAUUUCUUGCGGGAGCAGGAAAAGGCAAAUACAGCAUUGCCGACAUCGGAACUUGGCCGUGGGUUCGAUCUUGGAGGUAUGCGCAAUUUACUGUCGAGGAUAUGGCGCAGUUUCCACACUUACUACAGUGGAUUGACCGCAUUGCUGCACGUCCAGCGGUUCAAAGAGGUAUCUCGGAUUUCUAUGAUAGCGAGGAGAACCCAGCAUUACGGGUGUCGACAAAGAGGUAG